AUGAAUAAUCUGAUGCAGCCUCCGAUUGUUGCUGAGGGGAAGAGUGUGGUAGUGACCAAAGACAAAGGACAGUGGCUUGUACUGCGAUGGGGGUCUUGGCUGCUGGCUAGGUACCAGCCGUGCGACCCGCACAUCAUCUGUAACCGGGUGCAACACGUCAGCAACUGCCUGGAGGAGCUGCAGCGGCAGGCAUCGUGUCGGAGGGCGGAGCUGGAGGGAUCGCGCUGCCUCUGGACAUUCUUCCAGGAGAUGGAGGAGGCGGAGGGCUGGAUCCACGAGAAAGAGCAGGUCAUCUCCUCGACCAACUGCGGCAAGGACGUGGACAGUGCUACACGGCUGCUGAGCCAGCAUGAGGUACUGAUGGGGGAACUGGUGGCUCGCUGCAGCCUCCUCACUCAGACCAUCACCAAGGGUGAGCAGAUCCUGGCACAGAAACAUUUCGGCACGGGAAAAAUCCAGGAACGGAUCCUGGAGGUGCGGCUGCAGUGGAAAACUCUGGACGAGUUGGUGACGCUGAGGCAGCAGCGGAUCCAGGAGGCGCUCAGCUUCUUCCAGUUCAAGGCCGACGCCGAUGACCUGGAGCAGUGGCUGCAGGAUGCCUACCGCCUGGCCUCCAGCGACGACUUCGGGCACGACGAGUACUCCACCCAAUCGCUGGCCAAGAAGCACCGCGGCCUGUCCGAGGACCUUGAACAGCAUCGCCGGUUGGUCCACGCCCUGCGCACUCAGGCCAGCAGCCUGGCCCCCGAAUACCUAGAGCCGGGCGAGGUGCAGAGCCGCGUGUUGGAGCUCGAGACCCUGUACUCUGAGGUGAAGGAGGUGGCGGGCCUACGCAGGCAAUGGCUGCAGGAUGCACUGGCGGUUUACCACAUGUUCACCGAGGUCAACGCCUGCGAGCUCUGGAUCGAUGAAAAGGAGCAAUGGUUCAACAACAUGGAGGUCCCCGAGACACUGGAGGACCUUGAACUGGUCCAGCAGAGGUUUGAGAGUCUGGAGCAGGAGAUGAACAGCAUGUUGGUCCGGGUGGUGGAGGUGAAUGAAAUUGUGCAGCAGCUGGUGGAAAAUGGUCAUCCCAGUGCCACAGAGGUCAUGGGCUGUCAGGAUCACCUAAACAGCAGGUGGGCACAGAUCGUGCAGUUGGUUGAAAGCAAAAAGGAGAGCAUCGAAUCCCUGCUUCGCCUUCAGAAUUACUCGCUGGAGUGCAAUGAGAUCAAGUCACAGAUCAGUGAGAAGCGGAGGGCCAUCGAGUCGACGCAGUACCUGGGCAAUGACCUCGGUGGGGUGAUUGCACUGCAAAGGAAGCUGUCGGCCAUGGAGGGGGCCCUGAGUGUGAUCGAGCCCAAGCUGAUUGGCCUGCAGCUGGAGGCGGAGAGUUUAGCUGCUGCACACCCAGGGCAGGCGAUGGACAUCCUUAUCCGAUUUGAGGAGAUCAGUGAGGAGUGGGAGCAGCUAAAACGGGCCCUACAAGGCUGUGAGGACUCACUGAGUGUUGCUGGGAGGCUGCAGCAGUUCAUUCAGGACCUGGACAGCUUCCUAUCGUGGCUGGCUCGUACCCAGGGGGCCACUGUUUCCGAGGAGCUGCCCAACACACUGGCCGAGGCAGAGGCUCUGCUCCGGAACCACGAGGCGCUGAGGGAGGAGAUCGGCCAACAUGAAGAGGACUACCGCAAGAUCCUGGCCGUGAACGAGCUGCUGUCGCUGGGUGAAGCUGAGCUGCCGCUGCUCUCCAUCCAGCAAUGGCUACACAAACUGCAGCAUGGCUGGGCCAAGCUGCACCAAGCCUGGCAAUGUCGGCAUCAACUGCUGCUGCAGGCUCACAUUUACCAGCUCUUCCUCCGGGACGUCAGGCAGGCUGAAGGCUUCCUCAACAGCCAGGAGUCAGUGUUGGCCCAACUUGAGGUGCCAGUAUCUUUGGAGGCAGCGGAAACGGCGAUCAAGAGGCACCGGGAUUUCCUGGUGACUUUGGAAAUUAACCUGCAGAAGAUCAACACGGUAGUCGAGGCAGGAGGGCAGCUGGCAAAGGCUGGCAGCAUCUACCAGGAGAAGAUUGACGAUCAAACCAAGUCUAUCACCACCAGGAGCCAACAUAAUUACAAGCUGGCUCACGAUUGGUUAGAGCGCCUGGGUGUCCAGUGGGAGCUACAGCGGUUCCUCCAGAGCUGUCAGGAGGUGGGUAACGGUAUGUCAGCUAUCCAAGAGAAAGAAACUAGGAUAUGUCAGGAAAAGAUUCAAAAAGAAGGUCAACAACUGAUCAAGGAGAAACCUGAACUCGCCCCAGAAGUCAGGAAGAAACUGGAAGAGAUUCACGACUGCUGGAUUGUUCUGGAAAGCACAACACAGGCCAAGGCGAGGCACCUGUUUGAUGCAAACAAGGCAGAGUUGCUGGUGCAGAGCUAUGGCGAGUUGGACAAGAGGCUUUCCCAGCUGGAGGGGCAGCUGCAGGGGGUAGACGGAGCUAGAGACAUCGCCAGCGUCAACUCUCAGCUCCAGAAACUGCAGGUCCUGGAGAAUCAGAUGGAGGGCUGGUACAAGGAGGUUGGUGAAUUACAGGCCCAGGCUGCGACCCUGAACCAUGAUGGGGCGGGAAAAGAAGAGGUCACUGAGAAACAGAAUGUGGUUGAAGCACGAAUUGUGCGUCUGAUUGAACCAUUGAAGCAGCGGCGGAGGAUUCUCCUCGCCUCGAAAGAAGUUCACCAGGUGACGAGGGAUAUGGAGGAUGAGACUCUUUGGAUUCAGGAACGCCUGCCACUGGCAAAAUCCAAGGAUCACGGGAAUAACUUGCAAACAGUGCAGCUCCUUCAGAAAAAACUGCAGACUCUUCAGCGGGAGAUCCAGGGGCACCAGCCGCGGAUCAGUGAUGUGAUGGAGCGAGCAGGGCACAUUGCCUCCAUCCAGAGCCCGGAGACUGAAGCUGUACGCCUGAGCCUGGACCGGCUGCGGGAGCUCUGGGCUGAGCUCCAGGAGGAGACGCAGCAACGGCAGCAGAGACUGAUGGCGAUGCAGCAGGUCCAGCAGUAUUACUUUGAUGCCUCAGAGGUGGAGUCAUGGCUGAGUGAGCAAGAGCUGCACAUGAUGACGGACGAGAAAGGAAAGGAUGAACAGAGCUCCCUCCAGAUGUUGAAGAAACACCUCGUUCUCGAGCAGACAAUUGAUGAUUAUGCAGAGAACAUCUGCGAGCUCUCGAAGACAUGUAGAACGUUAUUGGACAAGGGCCAUCCAGAGAGGUAA
Messenger RNA from Rhincodon typus (whale shark), 3228 nucleotides. RefSeq names its product spectrin beta chain, non-erythrocytic 1-like. Bases 1 to 3228 code for a protein of 1075 amino acids. The record is from RefSeq and is a predicted model, not a curated record. Gene Ontology annotation, biological process: actin cytoskeleton organization. Gene Ontology annotation, cellular component: cortical actin cytoskeleton; cell projection; plasma membrane. NCBI's taxonomy places the organism in Eukaryota, Metazoa, Chordata, Chondrichthyes, Orectolobiformes, Rhincodontidae. The transcript has 12 exons. Gene Ontology annotation, molecular function: actin filament binding.